Condylostylus longicornis is the source of this 3730-nucleotide messenger RNA. It is a transcript of the gene nwk, whose product is annotated as protein nervous wreck. Gene Ontology annotation, cellular component: recycling endosome; neuromuscular junction. The record is from RefSeq and is a predicted model, not a curated record. Gene Ontology annotation, molecular function: protein binding. Bases 522 to 3650 code for a protein of 1042 amino acids. The transcript has 10 exons. Gene Ontology annotation, biological process: neuromuscular synaptic transmission; regulation of actin filament polymerization. Lineage: Eukaryota; Metazoa; Arthropoda; Insecta; Diptera; Dolichopodidae.
UUUUACUGAAAAAAUUUUCUCAAUUAAUUAAAAAAAAUGAAUUUUUUUGAAAGCUAGAGCUUAAUUCAUUUUAAAAUUUAAAAUACAAAUAAUAAUAAAUAACAGCAUUACCGCAUAUAUAUCCAAAUUAAGGCUUAAUAUAUAUGCUAAAAGAAGCAAAAUCAAGCAGCAAAUAUUUUGGGGAAAAAAAUUUAGUUUUGUUUUUUUGUUUUGUUCUGGCAUCUAAAUCUAACAAGGCUAUUUAUCACAAAAUAAAUUAAAUAAAUAAAUAAAUGCGAUUUAUAUAAUUAAUAAUUGGCAAUAAUUUAAUAAGUUUUGAAUAUAUAUACAUAAGUAUAUAUAUAGAAAAAAUAAAAAAUAUUCAUAAAAAAAUUGAAAUUGAAAAAUUUAAUUAAAAAAAAAUUUAUUUUUGUUUUCAUUUUUGCUAGUAAUUUUAUAAAAUUAAGCAAAAAUUAGUUAAAAAAAAUUUAAAAAUUAAAAAAAAAAAUAUCAAAAAAAAAUAAAUUAAAUAAAUUAUAAAAAUGCAGCCCCCACCGCGUAAGGGAAAUUAUUUAAAAUUUUUAAAAAGUUUGCAUGCUGAACAAAUAACAAAAUUACAAUUAAAAAAUCAACAUGAAUGUGAUUUAUUGGAAGAUAUACGACAAUUUACAAUUAAACGUUCAGCAAUUGAAAAACAAUAUAGCGAAUCAUUGCUUAAAAUAUCAUCAGCAUAUUUAAAUAAAAAAAUUCCAAAUAUACCGGAUAUUAAAAUGGAAGGACAAGUUGAAGAAAGAUGGAAUAUGUGGAGUGUAUGGCAAACGGUUUUAGAAGAAAAUGAAAAAUUAGCUCGAGCUCGUUUAGCUGCUAUUGAAGUAUUUCAACAACAAAUUGCUGAUGAAGCAAAAGUUCUGCGUGAAUAUAAAUUGCAAAUAGCAAAAAAAUGUUUAAGUCAAAUAGCAAAUAUACAAAAAGAAUUACAUUUUAGUGUUGCCGAUGUUGAUAGAACUAAAAAACAAUAUUUUGAUGAAGAGCAUUGUGCACAUGAUGUCCGAGAUAAAGCACGUGAUAUUGAAGAGAAAUUGAAAAAAAAGAAAGGUUCAUUCUUUCAAUCAAUAACAUCAUUACAAAAAAAUAGUGCUCGUGUUACAUCACGUAAAGAAAUGUUGGAAGAGAAAUCAACUGGUGCUCGUAAUGAUUACAUAUUAACAUUAGCAGCAGCAAAUGCCCAUCAAAAUCGUUAUUUUACUGUUGAUUUACAAACAACAAUGACUACAAUGGAAAAUUAUGUUUAUGAACGUGUUGCCGAAUAUUUAACAUUAAUGGGACGUACAGAAUUAUUAACAUGUUCGGCAACACAAAAUUCAUUUGGUAAAAUAAGAGAUCAAGCCCAACAAUUAACUAGAGAAUAUAAUUUACAGUGUUGCUAUCUUUUUUAUCCUGUAUUAAAACAACAUAUACAAUAUGAUUUUGAACCAUGUGACAAUGAUCCAAUAAGUAAAAUUACUGCCGAACAUGAAUCAGCUGCAGAAACAUUAGCAAAAGAAGCGAAAAAUUUAGCUGCUAAAGUUGUUCAAGCAAACAAUACAAUUAGGGAAAGUGCUAAAAAAUUAGCCGUUUGUUCAUCGUUACGUGAUGCUGGUCAACGUUCAGAUCCAAAUGAUCCAAAUGGACCAGAUUUAAGUACUAAAAUUGAAGAUUUUAAAGAAUCAAUUCGUAGAUUUGAAACAGAAAAAUGUAAAGCUGAAGCAUGUUUGGAAUGUUUACGUGCCGGUGGAAUUAAUGUUGAUGAAUGGGUUAAAGAAGCAGAAUCAUUAGAAGCACAAGAAUUGACAAGAUCAGCUAGUUCAUUAUCAAUGAGAACAGAUGCAUCUGAAAAGGUAGAACAAGGUGCCAGUUCAGAUUCAUUUUAUGAUAGCGAUAAAGAUGAAGAUGUUACAAGACAAGAUUCAUUUAAGAAACAAACUAUUGCUGAAUCUUCUGCUCCACCUAGAGCAAGAACUCCUGAUUCUGAUUCUGAUAUUGAACCAGAUACACCAGCUCCAGUUAUAGAAAGCUUUGCUACUAAUUGGGAUGCAGAUCCCACUGAAGUGAAUUGGGGUGCAUCAGAAACAACAGAAGCAGCUGAACCCGAAAUAGCACAACCAGUAUCAGCGACGCCAGUUCCUGAAAGCUCACAGAAAGAUGUUAUAUAUAAAUGUCUUGCACUGUACAGUUAUACCGCACAAAACCCGGACGAACUCACUAUAGUCGAAAAUGAACAACUUGAAGUUAUUGGUGAAGGUGACGGUGACGGUUGGUUACGUGCAAGAAAUUAUAAAGGUGAAGAAGGUUACGUACCACAUAAUUAUUUGGACAUAGAUCAAGAUACCGCUGCUGCAGUAAAUAAUUCUAGCCAACUACAAACACAAAUAUCAUUUUCAUCAGUCGAUUAUACAGUUGAUAAUGAAGAUCAAACUCAAGAUUCUGGUCAAUCACCAGAUCAAGUAUCAGUUAUAAUGGCACCUGGUGCUGAACAGGCAGCUGCAAUGAUUAAUCAACAGAUCCAACAACAGCAACAACAAAUUGAAAAACAACAAUAUGAACAACAACAUCAAGAAAAUUAUCAGAAACGUGAAAGACCUAAACCUGGUGAACAAGAAUAUUGUAUUGCUAUGUAUGAUUACGAUGCAACAGCUGAAGAUGAAUUGACAUUUGAAGAGGGACAAAUUAUUAAAAUUAUAACAAAGAGUGCACAUGGUGUUGAUGACGGAUGGUGGGAAGGUGAAUUAAAUGGUCAAGUUGGAAAUUUCCCAUCACUUGUUGUUGAAGAAUGUGAUGAAAAUGGUGAACCAUUUACAUAUGGAGAAGAUGAUGAAGAAGAAGAAGAUGAAACACCACCUGGUUCAGCAAUGCCUAGUUUUUCAUUUCCUGCAGCACCAGAAUUACCACCGGAAUAUGCACAAAAUGAUGAUUUAUUCCAAUCAACUGAUGAAAUGGAUGAUUCAGCUAUGGUUAUUGAUGAUUAUCCUACACGACCUCCACCGAUGGGCGCCCCACCACCACCACCCCCGGUUAUUAUCGAGGAAGAACCUGAGGAAAAUUCAAACAUACCCGGGGUCAGAGUUACAAAUUCAAAUGGCGGUGAUCCAAGUGGAAAUUAUAAUUUAGGUGCAGUACAAAUAAAUGUAACUGCAGCAACACCAAUGAUUGAAGAUAAAGGUUUUAUACCAAAAGAUGAACAAAAAUCAAUUAAAGAUGAUAAAAAUUCAUCAAAUAAUAAUGAAAGAAUAAAUAAUAAUGAAGCUGAUGAACAUUUAUUAGAUGAUGAUAUGAGAGAUGAUUCAGAAUUUGAUAGUGAAAAUGAACAACAACAUGAUAAUGUUAAACCAAUACAAGAAACUGAAGAACCAUUUGGUCCAAAAAUAACAGAUAAACAACAACAACAAAAUAAUAAUGAUAAUCAAUUUGAAACAAAUUUUGAAGCAAAUUUUGAAGCUAAUUUUGAUGAUGCAUUUAAUGCUGCCAAUGAACAAAAAACUAGUGAUGAUGAUGAUGAUAAUAGUCAUAAUCAAUCACCACAAAAUGUUGUUGAUACACCAAAACAAGUUGUUGGUGGUAGAGCAUCAAUACCAGAAGAAUUAGAACCCCAUCAAUUAGCACGUUUACAAAAUUUAAAAGAAUCGAAUGCUUAAUUUUAUACUAUUAAAAUUUAAUAUUUAAAUAUUUAAAUUAAAAAUCCAUAUGUAUAUAUAUAUACAUAUAUAUAUAACAU